This is a messenger RNA of Tigriopus californicus, 1476 nucleotides long. RefSeq names its product probable palmitoyltransferase ZDHHC24. Lineage: Eukaryota; Metazoa; Arthropoda; Copepoda; Harpacticoida; Harpacticidae. The coding region runs from base 350 to 1198 and encodes 282 amino acids. The transcript has a single exon. The record is from RefSeq and is a predicted model, not a curated record. Gene Ontology annotation, molecular function: palmitoyltransferase activity.
CAACUGCAUGCGAGGGGAGAUAAGGGCUCCGUGGAACUUUCCGCCGAUCGAGCUGGACCGCGUUGUGCGUGCACAUUAUCAUUUAAAACUUUCAUGGGAGAUAGACCAAAAGGAGAGGAAAGAUCCUCGGGUUGGGACACUUUGAUUGCCAAGGCUUGGGAGAACUUAGGCAGCACCACAGUGAAGUAAGGCUUAUUGUUCUUUGAUAUGGAAGCCGGCUGAAGGCACUCGAGAAAGCGCUUUCCUCUAUUGAUCUCUGAGGGGGAACAUAUUCUGAGCGUAAACAAAAGUUUUGAAGAAGAUUUAAGCCAUUACCACUGGGCCUCUCGCGGUGUAUCACUGAGCGGAAAUGCCUCGACCCUACCGAAAUAAGAUCGUCCCACGGCAAAUUUCCGACAUUGGAGCCUUCAUCUUUGUCACUAUCAUGAUGCCUUUGACGUUUGCCUAUGAGGUCAAGAUAGUUCUCCCGGACUUGUACGAAGAUUCCCCCAUCUUCCAUUACUUCCACAUCUCCAUGGGUUCGAUUUUGCUGUUCAACAUCCUGGGUAACUUCUGGCAAUUGUGGCUCACGGAUACAAGCACCCGACACGUGAUCCUACCAUCGGUCAUCAAGCAGAAAUGGGACUUUUGCGCCUCUUGUGAGGCGGUUCAGCCUCCGAGGGCGUGGCACUGUUCGGUGUGCGGCAUAUGUGUUUUGAAGCGCGAGCAUCAUUGCAUGUUCGUGGGGUAUUGUAUUGGCCAUCGCAAUCAUCGUUACUUUUGCAUGUUCCUCUUCUACAUGUGGCUAGGAGUGUGCUAUUGCACCUUUUUCAAUACCAAGUUCUUGCAAACCCAGAUGACGUUCACGUGGAACAUCUUGCCCAAGUUCAUUUUCCCGCUCAUCAGUUUGAUCACGUUUGACAUGUCCUGGCUCCAAGUCUACAUCUUCUUUUGGAGUGCUCACUUUGCUGCCAUGCUCUUGUGCACGGUACUCCUGUUGUACCACUCCAAUUUGGUGCUGCAGGGUCGGACCACUCACGAAAAUAACACCCGGAAGAACGCCUACAAUUUGGGAUGGAAACAGAACUUGACCGAGGUGUUUGGCGAGAAGUGGAAACGGGCAAUGAUGUUUCCUUUUAUUGCCAGCAAGUUGCCUCAUGACGGCGUCAACUGGGAUACCCGUGAUUCCUGGCACCUGAACGGUCCGAAAAGUAGAUGAGGAUUAGAGUUGACUUCAUUGUUCUACGGUGAAGUUGACGCCUCGAAGGUCCGAAUCACCGAGACCGCCAAUCCCAAUGGUUUGCCCGUGUUCAACCAUAAGGACCCCAAAGAGUGGUUCCAAAAACGGGCCAAUUACAUCAAGAUGGAUUAGGAACAUGAUUAACGGAAAGUACGUUUUGUAAUUAAUGAUCUCGGGAAUUUUAAUUCUCAACUUUGCAAUAACUUGAAACUGUUGGGUAUACCCAAUUAAAGGAGACGUUUUUUUGUCGCUCACAA